AUGCACUUUGUCCUUCCUUAUAUGUUGGGCCUGGCGUGGCUGGCCAACGCUACCUACAUUCCCUACUUGACCAACGCCAAUACGACUAACUUUGCUACUCGUGAUGUUAACGGAUAUCGUUCCGUGGCAUACUUUGUGAACUGGGGCAUCUAUGCUCGCAACUUCCAGCCUCAGGAUAUUCCUGCCGAGAAACUAACCCAUAUUCUCUACGCAUUUGCCAAUGCCCAAACCUCUGGUGAGGUGGUCCUGUCGGAUACUUGGUCGGACACCGACAAGCACUACUCCACUGAUUCAUGGGCUGAUACCGGGAAUAAUGUCUAUGGAUGUGUCAAGGAGCUUUUCCUAUUCAAGAAGAAGAAUCGAAACCUGAAGGUUCUUUUAUCGAUUGGAGGCUGGACAUAUUCUUCCAACCUCAGAACGGCCUUUGAAACCGAGGGGGGACGCCAGAAGUUUGCUGACAGUUCCGUCGAGCUGCUGAAGAACUUGGGCUUUGACGGUAUCGAUGUUGAUUUUGAAUACCCUGCCAAUUACAACGAAGCGGACCAAUUUGUUGAUACCCUACGCCGUCUUCGUGAGGCCUUGGAUUUGUACAGCUCUGCCAACGCAGAUGGCUAUCAUUUCUUGCUCACCACUGCAUCCCCUGCUGGCCCUGCCAACUACCAGAGAGAGCAUCUUGCCCAGAUGAAUCAGUACCUUGACUUUUGGAACUUGAUGGCCUACGAUUAUACCGGAAGCUGGGACAACGUUGCCGGCCAUGAUGCCAACCUCCACGCAUCCAACAGCAACAUAGCCAGCACUCCAUUGAACACCGACCAAGCGAUCAACUAUUACACCUCGCAAGGAGUGGCCUCUUCCAAAAUUGUCCUAGGUAUGCCUCUGUACGGCCGAGCUUUCACCGACACCAACGGUCCUGGCCAGUCUUACAACGGUGAUGCUGCUAGCUACUGCUACAAUUCGGGCUCACGUUUGUUCAUCAGUUAUGAUACCCCUGAGGUUGCGCGUAAGAAGGGUGAAUACAUCAAGUCCAAGGGUCUUGGUGGUGGUAUGUGGUGGGAGCUCAGUGGUGACAAGCAAGGUGAUGACAGUUUGAUCACCAUGGUGGUAAAUACCCUUGGAGGUACCGGAGCUCUAGACAAGAGCGAGAACCAGCUGAGCUACCCUGCCUCUAAGUACGACAACCUGAAGUCUGGUUUCUGA
Molecule: messenger RNA, 1197 nt
Organism: Penicillium arizonense
Lineage: Eukaryota; Fungi; Ascomycota; Eurotiomycetes; Eurotiales; Aspergillaceae
Product: glycoside hydrolase family 18 protein
Exons: 7
Coding region: 1-1197 (398 amino acids)
Biological process (GO): carbohydrate metabolic process; chitin catabolic process
Cellular component (GO): extracellular region
Molecular function (GO): chitinase activity; chitin binding
Source: RefSeq, a predicted model, not a curated record